AUGAACACGACCAAGGCCAACCAACCUCUGGUCAGGAAGUGCUGGUCUACCGCCACCCUGAGGGUCCUGUCCUCCAUGCCCAGUCGCAGCAUCGGGCAGCAGAGUCGUCUUGAAAUCAUCUCCCAGUGCAACAUCCGUUCUACUCAGCUGCGCAGGUACCACCGCCAGACCCAAGACGUUUCCCUCUCCUCCAGACCUAGUAUCCGUGGCUAUGGGAUCGAGGCAGACUCUGAGGAUGUCUGUGAGGAAGAGACCAAGAGACAGGAGCUGGUCAACAAUCUUCAGAGUCUGUCGGCCGGUGACCGUGUGCGUAUGCUGCGUGCCACGCCCCUUAGUCUGGCUGAGAAGACUAAACUGAGGAAACUUGUAUUCAGUGACAGAGUUGGACAGUCCCUCUUGAGCAGCCAGGUUCCCUGCUGUAGCCUCCUUAAGCGAGCUUUGUAUCACAUCUGGUUCGGAUGUCUCUUCAUCCUCAGUUCCCUGCAGUUGUGGCAGGUGGCUUUGAAGAGGCUGGGUGGCCGCUUUGGCACUGGUGUGCUCUCCUACUUUCUCUUCAUCAGGACUCUUCUGCUCUUCAACGUCUUUCUCUUCCUCAUCAACGGCCUGUUCCUGGUCCUCCCCCAGGCCAUCCACCCGCCCUUCACACCCCCCAGCUCCCACAGAGUCACAGGCCUGGAGCUGUUCACCGGCACGGGUUAUCUCUCUAACUCUCUAAUGUUUUAUGGCUACUACACCAACUCCACCAUCAACACCAGUUGUAGACCUGAUGACGCCACCGCCGGGACUGGCUGCGGCACCACCAGUGACCCUCACAUGAUGGCCUACAACAUUCCCUUAGCCUACUGCUUCACCAUCGGCAUAACAUUCUUUAUCACCGGCAUCGUCCUCGUUUACAGCAUGUCCAAGUCCUUUGGGAGGAGUUUCCGUGUGUUCAAGUCUCAGGGAAACAUGGCCAUAAAGGUCUUCUGCUCCUGGGAUUUCAAAGUCAGCAAGAAGAUGUCUGUCAGGCUGCAGUCGGAGAACAUCACCACCCAGCUCAAGGAGCUGUUGUCGGAGGUGAAAGGCGGAGAGGAGGUGAAGGGCAGGCUGUCUGGGAUGGCGGUGCACCUGCUAGCAUGGAGCAUUUCUCUGGGGGGCACCUUCUUCUGUGCACUCGGCAUCCACUGCUUUGCCAAGUACAUGCACCUG
This is a messenger RNA of Oncorhynchus gorbuscha (pink salmon), 1188 nucleotides long. RefSeq names its product transmembrane channel-like protein 6. The transcript has 9 exons. Gene Ontology annotation, molecular function: mechanosensitive monoatomic ion channel activity. Lineage: Eukaryota; Metazoa; Chordata; Actinopteri; Salmoniformes; Salmonidae. The record is from RefSeq and is a predicted model, not a curated record. Gene Ontology annotation, cellular component: plasma membrane. The annotation marks the transcript as partial.